AUACAGAUGGUUCCAUUACACGUUAUUACCCACUUCACUGGUAUACGAUUAUUGAUUUAAUUCUUCCUAGUCCCUCAUAUACAGCACACCCCCAUCCCCUCUCUUUUUCUCUCUCAGGGUCCUCUCCUCUUUCUUUGAGUACUGCAGAGGAACGGUUGCAUCUCGGAGGAGAGGAGAGCGGGAGAAAAGAGAAAGAACCCUCAGCGCGCGGGCACUAACUACCGACAUUGCUGUGUCGCGAGGGAAACUAGGGCAUAUCGACUGGAAAAGCACACAGCUGGCUCCCUGCGAUGUUGUAACGAACUGCCCGUUUUCUGUAGUCGACAGAUGAGCUGUGACCAGAUCUAACCACAGUCUGCAUGGUGAUCUCUAUUACUGGAACUCAGCUGCCUUCACCGCUCAACCUUGUGACUGCUCCCAUCCCACUGCCAUAGAGAUCUGCUCUCCCUCACCACAGCAGCAACAGCUAGCGAUCCAACGCUAGCAGCAUUUGAACCACCUCCAAACUUACUGUGGUUUGCUGCAACUGAAUUGCCAUUCAGUAACUUACACUGAUACUUCAGAAGAAAGUAAGCAAGUAGGCUAACGUAAGUUAAGUCUCUGACAGUUAAGUUGUCCUCCACUGCAGUUCUUUGGUAGAAAUUCUUGCCAAUGAGAAUUGGUUCCCAACUGACCUAGCAGGUUAGAUAAAGGACAAAUAAAUACAAAUAGAUAGAUAGAUAACUAAUCAGAGUUAGUAAGAUGGAUGAGUCGUACAACAACAGGAUGUCGCUGGUGAAGGGCGCCAAGGACAUCGCCAAAGAGGCCAAACGCCACGCCGCCAAGAAGGUCAGCAAGAUCGUGAACCGCGCCACGGAAGAGUACUCCUCCCAACGCAACUACAGCCAGUUCCAGAACGAGGACAAAGACAAUGACUACACGUUCUACACACAGCCCGACAGCAAUGGCCACUUUCCCUGCAGCCGCACCGCCAACGACGAAGACGACGAACACUACGCCAGUGACGCCACAGAGGGUCACGAUGAUGAAGAUGAGAUCUACGAGGGGGAGUACCAGGGGGUGCCUGCUUACACUGACAGGAAGCCCAGGGAUGGGCAGGAUUCUCUGGGUCAACCUGUCUCAGACAGCCCGAGGGACCGUAAGGAGCUGGAGCUGGAGAGGCAGGCGGACGAGGAGGAGCUGGCCCAGCAGUAUGAGCUGAUCAUGCAGGAGUGUGGCCACGGCAGGUUCCAGUGGCAGUUGUUCUUCGUUCUGGGCAUGGCGCUGAUGUCAGACGGUGUUGAGGUGUUUGUGGUGGGGUUCGUCCUGCCCAGCGCCGAGACUGACAUGUGUGUUCCCAACUCUGGAGCUGGGUGGCUAGGUAGCAUAGUGUACCUGGGGAUGAUGGUGGGGGCGUUCUUCUGGGGGGGUCUGUCAGACAAGGUGGGCCGUAAACAGUGCCUGCUCAUCGCUAUGUCUGUCAACGGCUUCUUCUCCUUCCUCUCCUCCUUUGUCCAGGGGUACGGCAUGUUCCUCUUCUGCCGCAUAUGGGUAAACAUGACGAGGCAUGGAUGGUGCUGAAACAGAUCCAUGACACCAACAUGAGGGCCCGCGGAGAACCAGAGAAAGUCUUCACCGUGAACAGAAUAAAGCUCCCUAAGCAUCUGGAUGAAUUGGUAGAGAUGCAGUCAGACUCAUCCAACCCUGUUGGCCAAGUCCUCUUCAGGAUCAGGACUGAACUCAGAGGGAUCUGGUUAACGUUCAUGAGCUGUUUCAACUACCCAGUGAAAGACAACACCAUCAAACUGGCCUGUGUGUGGUUCACACUGUCUUUUGGGUACUAUGGCCUAUCUGUGUGGUUCCCUGAUGUCAUCCAUCACCUGCAGUCUGAUGAGUAUGCCUCUAGAGUGAAGACUCACAACAACGAACAUACAGAAGACUUCACCUUUAACUUCACCCUGGAGAACCAGAUACACACCAACGGAGUAUUCGUCAACGACAGGUUCAUCAGUAUGAAGUUGAAGUCCGUCACCUUUAUAGACUCUACGUUUCAGAACUGUUACUUUGACGACGUGUCAACAGUGGGCUCAUUAUUCAAAAACUGCACCUUCGUAGAAGCCUUCUUUUAUAACACAGAUAUUGACGAUUCUAAGCUGGUGGGGUCGAGGGUGAUCAACAGUUCCUUCCACCACAACAAGACGGGCUGUCAGAUGACCUUUGAUGAUGACUACAGUGCCUACUGGGUCUACUUUGUCAACUUCGUGGGGACACUCGCCGUGUUGCCCGGCAACAUAGUCUCCGCCCUUCUCAUGGACAAGAUAGGGCGCCUGAGCAUGCUGGGGGGCUCCAUGGUGCUGUCAGGCAUCAGUUGUUUCUUCCUUUGGUUUGGGACAAGUGAGUCUAUGAUGAUCUUCAUGCUGUGUCUCUAUAACGGCCUCAGUAUAUCAGCCUGGAACUCCCUGGAUGUUGUUACUGCUGAGCUCUACCCGACUGACAGGAGGGGUACAGGUUUUGGAUUCUGUAAUGCCAUGUGUAAGCUGGCAGCGGUGUUGGGGAACCUGAUCUUCGGCUCUCUGGUUGGCAUCACAAAGACCAUCCCCAUCCUGCUGGCGUCGGCUGUACUAGUGGGAGGAGGCCUGGUGGGACUACGACUGCCUGACACACGCGGCCACGUCUUGAUGUAGAACUACACUACCCAGCAGUCUUCACUCAUGUACCCAUUAGGCUUUAGUUGAACACUUUAAGACAGUGGUCUGUAGGACUUAUAGCGUGUUCAAGUAAAGGGCUACAUGUUGAAGUGCAAGUGCUAAAGUGCAAUUAGUCCAACAUUUUAAAUUGUAUUCGGAAUAAAAGAGCCCUUGGCCAUAUUUAUUUUAACCUUAGGUACUCUGUACCUGCGACCAGAGGGGUGGAGCUGGAAUUCGGGGUGGAGUGCGUGGGAAGAGUUGAACCCUAUUUUAUUCACCUUCUGGAGGGCUCUGCCCAGGUAGAGAGAUGCUGUUUCUGCCCCAAGACCGGACUAUCUUGCCUAACCUAUUUUUCAACCUUGUCAUUCCCAAACCAGCUGUUUGUUUUAGGAUUAUUUCUUGUUGAAUAUCCAGGCAUUUCGUUUGGGAAGUUGAUCAAAAUUCAGCUCUGUUUAAGCAGAAAGCAGGAGGGUUUUAACUUGAUGAGAUAUGAAAAAGCCAUUCUAAACCUAGCCUAAGUUGAAUCAAAGGUACCUAUUGCUGCUGUCCUCAGUGCCACGGGUCUGACAUGAAUACAAGUUAGGUGAUAAGAUACGUUCUUUAGUCAGCCUGGGUACCAUAGUUACUAUACGUUACAACAUAAUCAUUCUCUAAGGGCAGAAUCCUAACUAGAGAAGCGUCCAUUUAGGUUUCAGGCUUAAGCUCUUGUGAGCACUUGACUCUGUUGGCAUGUUAAGGGACAUUUAACCUAUUUCACUGAAAGCUAAAUGUAUAGUUUGGAGUGAACUAUGCCUUUAACAUAUUCAUGACUUUGCAGUAUCAUAAUGGCAUCAUUGCAGUACGUGCUUUUGCAUUUGACCAGGUAUGGAUCAUUUGUGUAAAUGUACAGUGUGUGUGUGUGUGUAUGUAUGAUAUUGUGUGUGCGUGUAUAAUAUAUUGUAUAUAUUCAAACGUUGUUCAUUUCCCAACCAUGGGUUGGGGUCGAUGCUAAUGAGUUGACUUGACUCACUGAAGUGUCUUGACUGGUUUCAAAUCAAAUCAAACUUUAUUUGGCACAUGCGGCGAAUACAAGUGUAGACCUUACCGUGAAAUGCUUACUUACAAGCCCCUAACCAACAGUGCAGUUCAAGAAGAGUUCAUGGUUAAUGGUGUGUUAAUGAGUUUGUCUUUCAGCUUGUCCAACUGCAUCACUUGCAGCCAUCCAUCCCUCAUCACGUCACACUCUGUAUGAAACAAACUCUUUAACUACACUUCUGUUAAAAUAGGAAACUUUGCAUGUGUGUUUACUAAAGUCUUUCUGUUGUGUGUUCUGCUUUUGUGUCUCUGCUACAGGGAUGUAGUUGUAGAAAAACAUGAAGGUGGCUAAACGCUGUAGCUGGUUGAGAUAACAGAGAGAGUAACAUAAACACUACAGGUAACAAUGCUAAGUUGGUGUAACAGCCAGGUGUGUUAACACGUUUCAUUUAAUAAACCAGUGGUGUAGUCCUUGUUUAGGUGUGCUUCUGCUCCACUACAUCCCUGCUGCAGCCAUUUUAAUCUGGAUCAAAGGUGACUGUGUCAUUCUGGUGAGUUCCUUGUUCUGUGGGCAGGUGUCCAUCCGUUCUUCUGGGUAAUUUUGACGGGGCAUGCAGUGGUGAAAUGACUGUUCUGUACGGAGCUUACAGACAUGCUAUAGACCAGGACUAUUCAACUCCAGCCCCUCCAGGUCCCUCCACAGUACUGCUGGUUUCCUCUUCUCCCCUUCUGUCCCUCUUCUCACUGAUCAAUAUAUCAAAGUAUAGUGCUUUUUACAAAAACAUUUUUCACAAAGUGCUUAACCGUAACCUGGUCUAGACACAGAAAUAACAUGCAUGUCAUUGAUUGGCCAGAUAAUCCACUGACCAGGUCUGAAUCAGUCCCUGAUUAGAGGGGAAGGAUGAAAACCAGCAGUUCUGUAGUUAGUAAAUCUUGAGGCCCAGGUUUGAAUAGCCCUGCUGUAGACAAUACAUGGAGGUGUGUGUUAAACCAUUUGUCAAAUACCUGUCCUUGGUCUGAUUUACUUUGACUAGGGAAGGUUAACAGGUGCAAUGUAAACUAUGUCAUGACUGUCUUGAUCAGGUCAGGUUACAGGAGACCACAACCCUACAGAUUAUCUCUCAACCCCAACAGAGGAGGGGAGAGCUAGGGGUCUGAAAAUGUGGAGGGUUUUAUGGCCCCUCACGGCCCUGGUAAAUCUCAGGCCAUAGACAAAUUCCUAUGUCCGAUUACUAUUGAGAACCAGCCUCAGAACAUUAAACAUGAACUAAAGGGACUUUGGAACAAUGGUUUUCGUCAGCCACAAUGGUGGUCAUGACAAAAGAUGGAAUAUGAAAAUGUAUGUCAUUUAUGUU
This is a messenger RNA of Oncorhynchus tshawytscha (Chinook salmon), 5035 nucleotides long. Its product is annotated as synaptic vesicle glycoprotein 2C-like. Gene Ontology annotation, molecular function: transmembrane transporter activity. NCBI's taxonomy places the organism in Eukaryota, Metazoa, Chordata, Actinopteri, Salmoniformes, Salmonidae. The record is from RefSeq and is a predicted model, not a curated record. Gene Ontology annotation, biological process: chemical synaptic transmission; transmembrane transport. Gene Ontology annotation, cellular component: membrane.